Messenger RNA from Magnolia sinica, 621 nucleotides. RefSeq lists its product as uncharacterized. The coding region runs from base 208 to 621 and encodes 137 amino acids. Lineage: Eukaryota; Viridiplantae; Streptophyta; Magnoliopsida; Magnoliales; Magnoliaceae. The transcript is spliced from 4 exons. The record is from RefSeq and is a predicted model, not a curated record.
CUGAAUAUCAGUUGGAAUAAGUACGGGCAGCCCAUUGGACAUAAGUACAAUGAAUUUACAAGGUGGCUGGGCAUUUUAUCUAGGAAUGGGCGCUUAGCGCCUCUUGAUCACGAUAGUUGGCAUCAUGUGCCACUAUCUCACAAGAAUGAGAUUUGGAAUGAAGUGAAGAUCAAGUGGAAUAUCGACGAGGAGCGUCGAAAUUGGGUAAUGAAGUCCAUCGGAGCUUCAUGGAAGGAGUGGAAGAAGAGGUUAAAAAAAGAACACUACAAGCGAUAUUUGACUAAUGAGGAACGACUAGCUCACUGUCCUGAUCGAGUGGAGCCGACACACUGGAAGUGGCUCGUCACCUAUUGGUCAAGUGAUGAAGGACAUGCCCGCACUCAAAGGAAUAAAAUCAACCGCAGCAAGCAUCGUAUGGCCCACACUACCGGCUCAAGGAGCUUUGCUCAAGUGCGUGAAGAAGAGGCAAAGAAUCUUGGUGGAGAGUCUCCUGAUCGGGCAACGUUGUUCAUAACGACCCAUUGGAAGAAAGAUGGGAGUGUUGUGAACGAAGAGUCGGCUCAUGUUAUUGUAUGUAGAAAUUUAUCAAUCAUUGACAUCUUAGCCAAUAUUUUUCAUUAA